AUGUCAGGCAAAGAAGAGCAGUCCUUUACUAUCCAGCCCCAUCCGGCUACCGAUAACACUGCACCGCAUGAGAAGUCGGGUGCCAAUGCAGGCCUAGCAUCGCAAAUGCAAGGGAAAGGACCGCACAUUCUGGACAAGGAAGUGGCAGAAGGCCUGGAGAAGCCAAAGAGCGCAGAAGAGCUGGCCAAUCUCAAGGCAGCACUCAACAAGUGA
Mixia osmundae IAM 14324 is the source of this 213-nucleotide messenger RNA. RefSeq lists its product as uncharacterized. The transcript is spliced from 3 exons. Bases 1 to 213 code for a protein of 70 amino acids. The record is from RefSeq and is a predicted model, not a curated record. Lineage: Eukaryota; Fungi; Basidiomycota; Mixiomycetes; Mixiales; Mixiaceae.